Molecule: messenger RNA, 243 nt
Organism: Rodentolepis nana
Lineage: Eukaryota; Metazoa; Platyhelminthes; Cestoda; Cyclophyllidea; Hymenolepididae
Source: the annotation of a GenBank genome assembly
AUCUCCGAAGAGGAGUCAGAGGAGGUUAUCGACGAUUCCUCACAACCGAGGCCUUCUUCCUCCAACUUGAAUGCCACUCCUUUAACCGCCAAUCUCUCAACCGACAGUCUAGAGACACAUCGUUCAAGGCACUAUACGCCGUCACAAUUCGAAAAUGUGCCACUCUCUUCCGUGAAUUUAAACGAAGGACAUCUUAUAUCUGAUUCCACUCUACUUCCGACCAAUCUUUCCACGUCAGUUUGA